AUGCGCCUUGAACUGCUCCAGCGCCGCGUGUCCAACUUUAACGGUCCACGGCACAACGGAAGUCUGGUGUUGGCUUCUGCGGGAACCCCCGGUACCGUCGCGGAGGUCUACACCUUCGGCGCACCGGCCGUCUCCCGCCCUGCAAUGCCUGACAACACGCAACAGGACAAGUGCUUCCGUGGCCUCCGCACUUUCACAGAGAACAAGCUUCCGGGAGGAGGGCGUCAGGUCGAUGCGGCCUCAAUGUUUGAUGCAUACGCUCAUGCGAUUAUCUCCACCCUGGCAUUGGACUGGGGGCAGGACUCCUACUACAAAGCCUGCCCCGGGGAAGUGAGCUGGCCGAAAGGCGGUGGCGCAGCAGACUGGGGCCUACACUCGGAGAAGCACUAUGCACCGAGGCUCAAGGACGCGGCCGUUGAAGCCUUGGCUGAGGCGUUGGCCACCAACGGCCCUGAUCAUCGCGAGCGAGAGAGCGGCUAUGCAGCCCUGCACUAUGCUGCACAAUACGGCAUGGUGCGCUUGGCAAGAGCUUUGCUGGACGCCGGGGCGCCGAUGAACAGCCAAACGAAGGACUUGAUAUUGCAAAACGUCGUGGUUCAAGCCGGCGGCCAGACCCCCUUACACUUGGCUGCUCGUUCUGGUGAGAAGGAGAUGGCUCAACUUCUCAUGGAAAGGAGGGCAGAUGCUUCUGUGCGUGAUGCAGACGGUUUUGCAGCUGUGGAGAUUGCGCGGUUGCGCAACCGCGACAGCAUUUGUGAGGCCUUGGGGGUGAGUCCUGCUCUGAUGGACCAAGAGGAUCUGCAGAAGCGAGCUGCCCAGGCCAAGGAAGACGGCAGGAUUCGAGCUGCCAAGCAGCUGGAUGUUCCUGCACACUUGCGCCAAGUGUAUACGCUGAAGGCCGUGUGGUCACCAACAGAGUGCGACCACGUUCUGGGUGCUGUUAAAGCUGCUGUGGAGAAAGCUUCCGGAUGGACAACUGACAGGCACGCGGCCUAUGCCACCACAGACCUGCCUUGCAGCCGCAUUCCAGAAGUCGACGCUUGGGUGAGAGCAUCGCUAGCAGAAAGGGUGUUUCCGCAGCUCGCCAAGCGGCAUGGUUGGGGUGAUGGAUCUGGUUCGUGCCUCUACUUCAGGGACCUCUUCUUCGUUCAGUACUCUGUGCAGGGUCAAGCUGGCCUGGCCCUACAUCGCGACGGCUCCAUCAUCUCCUUCAACAUCCUGCUGAACGACGCGGGAGAUUUCGAAGGUGGUGGCACAUAUGUGGAAGCAGAUGACUUUGCUUACCAGAUACAGCAAGGAGAUUGCUUUGUACAUAGCGGGAAGCUGCGCCACGGUGGCCAGCCGGUGACCCGAGGUGAGCGAUACAUUGUCGUGGGCUUUGUGGAUGUUGAAGAGAUCGGCUCAACCUAA
This is a messenger RNA of Symbiodinium natans, 1410 nucleotides long. The record is from the annotation of a GenBank genome assembly. NCBI's taxonomy places the organism in Eukaryota, Dinophyceae, Suessiales, Symbiodiniaceae.